CAGUGUCAUUUGGAGAGUCAUGGAAAACCGACAAAUGCGUCAACGGUGCGUUAAUCGUGGCACGUCUAGUAUAAAAGUGAAGCGCCGUUGCUCUGUUACUCCAUUAGCCUGCUUUUUUUCGACAGACGCUCUAUCAGCUAUGAAGGUCCUGCUAUUGGUAUGUGUCCUGGCGUCCCUGCUGGUCUGUACGCCGCCGACAGAAGCGUCCCAAAUUUCCAUGAGGCUGUGCGGCCGCGAGUUCCUGCGCGCUGUCGUCUACACGUGUGGUGGCUCCAGAUGGAGGAGGAGCCUGAACGAGAUCUUCACACAGGACUCAGAGCCGGAGGACACGCUGAGGUUCAGGAGGAGCGAGGAAUCGGCAUUGCUGGAUCUCUGCUGUAGCGUGGGCUGCAGGAAAAGCGACCUGACGCUCAUGUGCUGA
Messenger RNA from Ictalurus furcatus (blue catfish), 421 nucleotides. RefSeq names its product insulin-like 5b (gene insl5b). The record is from RefSeq and is a predicted model, not a curated record. Gene Ontology annotation, molecular function: hormone activity. NCBI's taxonomy places the organism in Eukaryota, Metazoa, Chordata, Actinopteri, Siluriformes, Ictaluridae. Gene Ontology annotation, cellular component: extracellular region. The transcript has 2 exons. Bases 20 to 421 code for a protein of 133 amino acids.